GUUCGACAAGUCUGCAUCAGGUUUGUUUUUGUUCAUUUAUUUUAAAGAACAAACGCUGGCUGAGAGGAGUGGUUAGAGGAGUAGCAUCUAGCAUGCGGCGGCAGCGCAGUCAACUCCACGUUUCCGCUGACGUUCGCACGAUGUAGACAAGUGCGACAACACUCAACUGAUGGAAUCAUGAAAAGGUCAGGAAGCUUCUCCUGGCUUGUUCCCGUCGCCAGACGCUAAUGUGCCGCGAGCACCAAGCCUUCCAUGGGGCACGCGGGUACCUAUUGGAGCAGUUCAUGAAAGACAGCUCUAACGAUCGCACCGACGGGUACGGUGGCAGCCUCGAGAACCGGUUCCGCUUUGCGGUGGAGGUAAUUGAUGCCAUCGUUCAUGAGAUUGGUGCGGAUUGUGUCGGAAUCAGAUUGUCUCCAUUCAUGGACUACAUGGACUGUUUCGACUCUGAUCCACAUGCCCUCGGCAUGUAGAUGGUAUAACAACUCAACACGCAUCAAGGGUUUGCCUAUUGCCAUAUGGUAGAGCCACGGAUGGCCAUUAUUGAUGGCCGCAGGCAGAUACCCCAUGGGCUCUUCCCCUUCAAGAAAGCAUUCAACGGCACUUUCAUUGUCGCUGGAGGGUAUGAUCGAGAGGAAGGCAACAAAGUGGUGGCCGACGGCUAUGUUGAUCUUGUUGCUUACGGGAGGAUCUUUCUGGCUAAUCCAGAUUUGCCAAAGAGAUUUGAGCUCGACUCACCAUUGAACAAGUACGACCGCAACACUUUCUACACGCAAGAUUCUGUCAUUGGCUACACAGAUUAUCCUUUCCUUGAAGGCUCGAAUGCCGAGUAGUUAACCCACUCGACUUGAAUUAGUGAUAUGCUUGAUUUUAUGAA
Aegilops tauschii subsp. strangulata is the source of this 877-nucleotide messenger RNA. The record is from RefSeq and is a predicted model, not a curated record. Lineage: Eukaryota; Viridiplantae; Streptophyta; Magnoliopsida; Poales; Poaceae.